CAUAUGACACAUCACACAUACCUUUUGUUCAAGGACAUGGGGACGAUUCUGACCAGUCACAACGAGGACCAGGAUGAAGUCAGUGAGUUUUGCUCACCCAAUGACUCCAACUGGGUCCUCACACAUGCUCAACUUACUCAUUUGCCCAUCACUGUGGUGGAACACCUAUGGGAGGACUACAACAAAUUGGAACUGUCCCAAAGGAAUCGAGACUGGGACGAGGCACCCAAGCUUAAUCCAGAAACCAAGGAUGCCCUGGAUUACCUUGCUGGAAAAGGAUACAGAGAUGUCAUGUCAUUCCUUCAGUUCUGCUCGGCUUAUAGAUGGAAGGCAAUGCCCGAUCGAGAAAUUAAGGCCAGAGCUGUAUUCAAAAAUAUGUUUCCUAAUGGUGCUGUGACGCAAGAUAAUUUAUACGCCGCUCUACGAAGGCGCUGCCCCAAAGAAACAGAAGAAUCUCUCAAACGAUUCUCCAAAGUUUUCUUUAUGCAGAUGAACCAGCUUCAAGAUGGCAAGUGGCUCUGUCUCGGAGGACGCCUUUGUUGUAUGGGUGAUGAUGGCCACACCAAAGGUCCAGGCUUCGGUACUUGAACUUGCUGAUACUCGCUCAAAGCCUUAGAAAUGAUUAUACUAUUACUAUUAAACGGCUUUUGAAGAAAAAGCUUCGCAGUGUCG
Messenger RNA from Ornithodoros turicata, 672 nucleotides. RefSeq lists its product as uncharacterized. The record is from RefSeq and is a predicted model, not a curated record. Bases 4 to 588 code for a protein of 194 amino acids. The transcript has 5 exons. NCBI's taxonomy places the organism in Eukaryota, Metazoa, Arthropoda, Arachnida, Ixodida, Argasidae.